UCACGUGACUGCCCCCGUGUGGGCGGAGCCUGCAGGUUUACAGGAAAUCACCGAAUCAGGAAGUUGAACUUUUAGUGGAGAUUUCUUUGAGUAAUCAAAGUCUAACAAAAGUGGACAUUUACUGAGUCGGGACGCAAAACUAUCAGAUAACAGGUGUGGCCGAUUGCAGGAGCCCUGGUAAAGGCCAUGAACCGUGUCCCCCUUCAUCAGCCACAGAGCUGUGGGCCCUGGGAACUGAAGGAGUGUUUGGGCACGGGGGGCUUUGGAAAUGUCACCAGAUGGCAAAAUAAGGAUACAGCAGAGCAGAUUGCAAUCAAACAGUGCCGCCAGGAGCUGAGUGAGCGAAACAAAGAGAGAUGGUGUCUGGAGAUCCAGAUCAUGAAGAGGUUAGAUCAUGUCAACGUGGUGGCAGCGAGGGAGGUACCCGAAGGGAUGCAAAAACUUGUGGCUACCAACGACGUGCCGCUGCUGGCCAUGGAAUACUGUCAAGGAGGGGAUCUGAGAAAGUAUCUGAACCUCUUGGAGAACUGCUGUGGAAUGCGUGAGGGAUCCGUUUUGAUUCUGUUGUGCGACAUUUCCUCCGCUCUGACCUACCUCCACAAGAAGCGGAUCAUCCACCGAGAUCUGAAACCUGAAAACAUUGUACUGCAGCAGGGAGAGAAGCGAUUGAUCCACAAGAUCAUUGACCUCGGCUAUGCGAAGGAGUUGGACCAGAGCAGCCUUUGCACCUCCUUUGUGGGAACGCUGCAGUACUUGGCUCCCGAGCUGAUUGAGAGGAAGAAGUACACGGUCGCGGUGGACUACUGGAGCUUUGGGACGUUGGUGUUUGAGUGCAUCACAGGAUUUCGGCCUUUUUUGCCAACCUGGCAACCUGUUCCCUGGCACAAUAAACUGCGACUGAAACAAGACAGUGACAUUGUCGUUUACGAGGACCUUUCCGGGGUAGUCCGCUUCUCCAAACAGCUUCCUCAACCCAACAACCUUAACUGUCUUUUAGCAGAGAAGCUGGAGAGGUGGCUGCGGCUGAUGCUCAAGUGGUCUCCGCAAGAAAGGGGCAAAGAGCCGGACGCCACGCCCAGUACCUGCUUUUCCCAGCUGGAGCUCAUUCUGCAGCUCAAAAUGGUUCAGGUUUUGAACAUGACCACGGCCAAGAUCCUGAGGUAUGCGGUCGCAGAUGAGGAGACGGUGGCCGAGCUGCAGAAGAGAAUCGAAGAGGACACAAGCAUCCCCGCAGCCAAGCAGGAGUUGCUGCUUGAGGCCGGUUUAGCCUUGGAGCCUCACGGGUUGGCCACGCAGUGCGCCAUCGAUUACAGCGAAAUAGAUGGCCGGCGGACAGACUUCCCUCUCAUUUUCCUGUUUGAUCGCUCAUCGUGUAGUUACGAACCACCAUUGACUCCUCGCUCUCUCCCUGAAAACAUCUGUUUUGUCCAAAAGGACCCAAAACACGUUUUGCCUUACAGCCCUCUGAGGCGAACUUGUGGCCAGGCGUGGCACACCAUCCGCUCCCUGAAGGAGGACUGGCAGCGACUGCAGCAGGGACAGAAAGCAGCCAUCAUGAGCUUGCUGAGACACAAUUCAUCCCUGUCCAAGCAAAAGAAUGAGAUGGUGUCCAUGCAUCAGAGACUCAUGGCCAAGCUGGACUUCUUCACUACCAGCCUUCACAUAGACAUGGACAAAUAUCAGGAGCAGACCGCCACUGGGAUCGCUUCAGAGAAACUGCUGGGAGUGUGGAGGGAAAUGGAGCAGACUGCCGGCAGCUGUGGUCAGCCCAAAGUGAGUGAACUUGAGGAGGAGAUGAUGCACCUGCAACAAGACAUUCUGGAUGUUCAGCGUCAGCCAUGGAGGAGUGGAGAGGCUCUGGACACACUUGAAGGGAAAGCUAUGGAAAUGGUGCGCAAGCUGAGAGAGAAACCCAAAGAGCAGCGUUGCCCUGGGGAUGGUCAGGAAAUCUUGCGUCUGGUGGUUCAGGCGAUGCAGUUCUAUGAGAGGAAGCUACGAGACUUCUACACACACCUCAGUAAGACGGGUGUUUGUCGCCAGCGCGUCAUGGAGCUGCUGCCGAAGGUGGAAGGCGUUGUGCAGGAAAUGGCUGAGAGCGAACAAGUCCUGAUGGGUCUGCAGGAGAAGCGCCAAAGGGAGCUGUGGAAUCUCCUCAAAGUCGCCUGUAGUAAGGUGCGAAGCCCAGUAAGCGGGAGUCCCGAUGGAUCUCGGACGCCUUCUUCAGUACCACCUCUGAUGACCCCCCGACACAGUUUACAGCAGUUGGAUGAGUCUCUGGUGGAGGAGAGCAGGACCUUUGAGAGUCGACUGCAAAGUUUGCUGCAUGACACCAUUCAGGAGUCGGAGAGCAGCAUGGAGAUGCUGAGGGAAUGGACGUGGCUGCAAGGGAGCAACAGUUUCUCCAGAGAUCUUUCCUAGUUUAACAUCCACUUGGUGCCACCGUGUAGAAAUCAGGACAAAACAUAUCUUUGUGCACACUUUGAAGGGGAACAGCAAAUCCUCAAACGAUUCCACAGCUUUGGAAGUUGUUGAUGUUAGACCGCAGAUCAAAGAUGUACACUGUGAUUAUGACAACGUUUGGGGAGGGUGUCUUGCUCUUUUUUUUUUUCGUCCUCAACAAUCGGCACUUGGCCUCAUUAGGGUCGCGGGUGAGCUGGACCUUAUCCCAGUUGACUUUUGGUGAGAUGCGGGAUAUUGCUUGGAUUAAUUGCAAGACAGUUCUUUUAACCUAUCAUCCGACACCAAUGUAACCUCAAAGGUACAAUUCACGUCAGACUCAGAGCCAUUCUCAGCCAUCCAGAUUAUGGGAAUCUGCCCUUUUUAACUGUAUGUUGAGGUGCACCUGAUGAAGUGUACAGAGAUUGUCACAAAAGUAUAGUGUCAUCCAGUGUCACAGUAGAAUAAUAACAAAGCAGGAGUGGGCAACGUAUGGCCUACGGGCCACCGCCAUUUUUUAACCUAUCCAACCAAGCUUUUACGUUAUUAAGAAUCCUGUAAUUUUGUUGGAUUCAUUUAGCCUGUUUUCAUAAAUUGUUCAUGAAACUGUAAGUCCAUUUUAAUUUGAAAUGUUUUUUAAUCCACAUAGCUCAUUAAAUAAUUAUUUCAAGAUUUUUACUCGAUAAUAAACUAUGGCCCGCCUCAUUCUGAGCGACAAACCAACAACUGAACUAACUGGACAGUCGAGGGAAAAAAACAAACAAACAAAAAAAAAACAGUCUGCGACUCUCCUAAUCCUGCCAUGCAUAAUUAACUCACUUCAAUUGAAACAUUUAAUUGUCCUGACCACUGUAACUGUAAUAUGGACAAAAGUAAAAGAAGAUACUGUAGACAUUUGCACGACAAAGAGACUCAUGUGCAUAUGAAAUUAUAAAUGUAGUUAAGUAUUAUUGUAAACCACAAUACAUAUGCUGGAUAUUCUGUAAUCUUAUGCUUACAGUGGCCAGCUGUGUCACAUUUGCGAGGUGGUGGUGGACCCCAAAAAGCAGGCAGGAGGGAGGAGCACGGUGAACUUGACGAAUUGUAUUAAACAUAGAGAAAACUAAAUCCAAAACCAACAAAGUCCAAAGUAUCAAACAAAAAUCAUGACUGAAAAUAAAACAUAACAGCAACCGAAACAUGACUGA
This is a messenger RNA of Hippocampus zosterae (dwarf seahorse), 3623 nucleotides long. It is a transcript of the gene ikbkb, whose product is annotated as inhibitor of nuclear factor kappa B kinase subunit beta. Gene Ontology annotation, biological process: positive regulation of transcription by RNA polymerase II; tumor necrosis factor-mediated signaling pathway; peptidyl-serine phosphorylation. The transcript has 22 exons. NCBI's taxonomy places the organism in Eukaryota, Metazoa, Chordata, Actinopteri, Syngnathiformes, Syngnathidae. The record is from RefSeq and is a predicted model, not a curated record. Gene Ontology annotation, molecular function: protein binding; ATP binding; IkappaB kinase activity. Bases 187 to 2418 code for a protein of 743 amino acids. Gene Ontology annotation, cellular component: cytoplasm; IkappaB kinase complex.